This is a messenger RNA of Alternaria alternata, 968 nucleotides long. Its product is annotated as Sm-like ribonucleo protein. Bases 128 to 514 code for a protein of 128 amino acids. Gene Ontology annotation, molecular function: U6 snRNA binding. Lineage: Eukaryota; Fungi; Ascomycota; Dothideomycetes; Pleosporales; Pleosporaceae. The record is from RefSeq and is a predicted model, not a curated record. Gene Ontology annotation, biological process: mRNA splicing, via spliceosome; P-body assembly; nuclear-transcribed mRNA catabolic process. The transcript is spliced from 3 exons. Gene Ontology annotation, cellular component: spliceosomal tri-snRNP complex; U6 snRNP; P-body.
CUACGUAUUCCGCCCUUGUUCCCACUCACUACUAGGAAUAUCUUCAGCAGCGUCGCGACAUCUCCCUUGCGCCAGACUACUUGGGUUACGUGCCGGGCACAAUCGCGAAAACUCAUAGCGCGACAAUAUGCUUCCAUUGGGCCUUUUGACGGCCGCGACGGGCCAUCCUAUGCUGGUGGAGCUGAAGAGCGGCGAAACUCUGAACGGGCUGCUUGUCAACUGCGACACAUGGAUGAACCUGACGUUAAAAGAGGUCGUGCAGACGAGUGCCGACGGCGACAAGUUCAUGAGGUUACCAGAGAUCUAUGUUCGCGGUAGCACAAUAAAGUACCUCCGAGUGCCGGACGAGAUCGUCGACGUCGUAAAGGAACAGCAAACCAAGGACCAAGCGAAUCGCGGCGGCCGAGGAGGUGGCAUGCAUGGACGUGGAGACCACCGAGGCGACCGUGGUGGGGGCAGAGGCAUGAGGGGCCGAGGACGCGGUCGCGGAAGAGGAGGAGGCGGAGGUGCUUGAAGCUGGACUUAUACCCCACUGCAGCGGCAGCCUGCGCACGCGAUACUUGUACAGAUAGCGACGGGUUGAUUUUCGACCGUCGACUACGGAGCAAGAAUACAGAGGAGCGAAAGGGCACCACUAUGGACCGUCGAGUUGAGCAGACUGCUUUUGAUGCUGCAUUGGAACAGAACCUGUCCCGACUGUCAACUCCAGCGAGAGCAGCAUCGUCUUCCUUGUCAAGCCGUACGUCCUUACUAAGUACUCGUUGCUCCUCUGCUAGGUAAGCAUAGCAGAGAGUCCGCUAUCCUGGACACAACCUGAAGCUAGCAACCUGACACGAAUAGGCGUAAGCAUAUUAGCCAAUAGGAAACCCUACAAAACGCCAGGUACAUAGUCUUUGGUUCUAUCUCUAUGCAUCUUGGCCGCAGUGAUACAGUUACCCGAACAAUAUGGUGGUCCGGCGGAGUCGUAC